UUCAGCACAAAACCAAAAUAAAUGUACUUUACAAUGAUAUAAACCGGACAUAAUCAGGAAGCCUUUGUUUGGUGUUGUAACACUUUCCCUUUUUUCAAUCUCCUUUUUGACUUCUGUACUAUUUACUGAACCUGUAGAAACUAGGUUCACCCACACGGGAUUUCACGCCAUCAUUCCAAAAUAAAUGCAUUACAGUGAUGUGAUAAUUCUCAUCCUUUUUAGAUUUAAAAAACAGAAAUUACUUAACAUAAUUACACAAUUAAUUAUAUAUCAGCUCAUUAACAAAUGUGUAAUCCCCCCCCCAAAAAAAACAAAAAACAGUGGAGUAACAUUUGUGGAUUGUGCAACUCGGGGCAAUAUGAAUUCUCUUAUACAUAAACUAUGUUGUAUAUAAAGGAAAACCAUACAUUAUUUUCACAACUGACAUGUUGACAUUUUAAUGACAUUAUUAUAUAUCUUGAACAAGGACCAUGCAUACAAAUACAUUACUUUUAAAGAGAAGAACUGCUAUAUGCCAGAUUAUAGCUAAAAACUCAUUUACAUCUGCAGCACUUGAAUGUCCCUGCUUCACGUGACUGGCCCUUUUUUACACUCCACCUCUUUCACGUGAACGCGCGUUAAGCCGAAUUAGAAAAUCCUGGGUUAACAAAGCUCGCAGAUAUCCAGCUUCAUAACUCGGGUUAUCUUUCCCCUUUUUCCGUCCUUUUGACGCUUAUUUAAUAAUGUUAAUAGUGCUUUGACGAACUGUCGCCUUUAAUAGGAUCGGAUUUGUUCCUUUUAAUCACCGUAGGUUUAGAACAUGGUUACGAUUUGAUUACUAAAUCUAGCAUUGAAACAUCUCGGAUAACUGCGCGUAUCCGCUCAGUCUCAAAGGGGAGAGCAAUCGAAAACCGAAUCACGAUCCAUGAACACAGAAAUAGAUUCCAUGAUGAGAAAAAACGAGAGGGCACAUUUUUUCAGCUCCAAAGAGCAGGAACUAAUCUUGAAGUUGUAUGAAGAAGAGAGAGAAAUACUGACAGCAAAAUCUAACACCACCAGCGCCUCCAAACUGAGAGAGGAAGCCUGGCAGAGAAUUGCUGAUAAAAUAAACAUGGUUUCGGACAGUGGCUACAAAAGAACGUGGCAGCAAGUGAAAGUUAAACAUAAGAAUAUUGUGCAAACAGCAAAAAGAAGACAGGUGGAGGUGCUGAGGAACGAGGGGGGUUCAGGGACCCCUUCACUGACCUCUGCCGAGGAGGACGAGCUGCUGCACAAAGACGGGCGUCUGAGAGUGGAGGUUCUUCCUGGGGGUGCCUUUAUUGAGCCACUGACGGGGUCUGAAAGCUCUUUUAUCAGUGUCUCAGGCCAUCCUGUCCUCCUGCUGCCCAUAACUAAGACAGAACCAGAGAGUCUGAGCAGUGAUGAGACCGACGUCAGUGACUCUCAGUUUGAAGGGGAUUUGCAUAAAAGCAGCUUCCAGGAGAGGGCAAACUCAGCGUGUGCUAUAGGUGGUGGCAGAAGAGCAGAGAGGCAUACAGAAGACAUAAGAUCGCUUUACUGCAGCUACCUCAAGAAGGAGAUGGAGAACCGGGACCAGCAGAUGGCAUACAGAGCAUUGAAGAUGAGGAAGAUAGAAAAAGAAUUGUUAUUACUUGAUAAGCAGCUUAUUUGACCGCAUUUAUUUUAUUUUAGCUUACUAUUAUAAUAUGUUAAUAAUAUUUCAGGUUGGACAAUUGUAAUAAAUUGCUACACUUUUUUUGUCGUAUACACACUCAUCCUAAUUAGGAGGUCUAGUUUUUUUUUAAUCGUUUAACACAGUGGGUACCAAAAGUAUUUUCAAAAUCCCAUGACACAUUUUUCUGUUGCUGGGAGGCUCUGUACAUAGCAGUGUAAGAAGAAAUGUCUUUUGCGGUUCUGCAAUUGUGUCGGCCAUUUCUUACUUCUGUUGCAGCUCCAUGCAACAGCGAGUGAACUAGCCAAGUGUUUCUCCAUAUUUUUUUUUAUAGUGGGAGGCUGUGGCUCAGUUGGAUAGCCGCUGAUCUUCUUCACCCCAAAUUGCUCCUGUGGAGACUGCCUGCAUUAUUGAGUUGCUUUGGAUAAAAGCAUCUAACAAGUUACAUGUAAUGUAACCCUUUUAAAACAUAUCUUCGGCCAAGCACUACCUGACCAGCUUCAUUAUUUUUGGUAAUGAAAGAGAAACUGAUAUAUAAUGUGCCAUGAGUGUCUGAACUACUAAACAACAACACUGUACAAAAACCUAAAUGCUACAUUUCAGAUAUUUAAAAAAGAUCACUCUAUAGUUGUAUGAGAGUGGUACACCUGUGCAUUUUCUUUAUAAAGCCAUUUUUACACAAACUGUCUCUUUAUUCACAUUUUCAACCAACAACCUAACAUUAUCAGUAGAUGCAACAUUCAUAAAAAAUAAAUAAAUUAAGGUAUUCUUUGAACGUG
Molecule: messenger RNA, 2430 nt
Organism: Eleginops maclovinus (Patagonian blennie)
Lineage: Eukaryota; Metazoa; Chordata; Actinopteri; Perciformes; Eleginopidae
Product: GT1 domain-containing protein
Exons: 7
Coding region: 905-1651 (248 amino acids)
Cellular component (GO): nucleus
Source: RefSeq, a predicted model, not a curated record